UUUCACCGUACUUCACCGUAUCUUGAUAAUAAAUCGCUGCUCUUUAUCACAAAUUUGAUUCGAUAGAUCUCAAGAGGAGAUCGCAAUGAAAAUUUUGAGCCCUCAACCAUCAGAAUCGGACCAGAAAUGGCUGCCAAGGAACAUUUUGAAGAUCAGACUAACACACUUACGGCACUGAAGAAGUGCAAGUGUCGCUCAGUUUGAGCUGGGCGGCAGGGUGUCACUGUCAGUCACAGUGUUACUAGUGGUAGUGCUAGUGCUAGCAGGGCAUUCACUCGACGGCGUGGAUAUGGCAGGGAAAGAUCUCGCUGCAGCAAUACUCUGCACUGCCGCACGCGUUCCAGGGUUGUUCUGCACGGCAUGUGUGCGCCCUUCCUUCUCCAGCACGUCGAUGCGCUGCUGGUAGUCUUGUCUCCUGCGAUGGCGCUGCAGGAUUCCCUGGUAGGUUUCCGCAGCAGUAAAUGAUCUCGCCUGCGACGUACCGGCUUGGAGUGCUUGGAGCUGCUUUCGUGCUGCGCUGAGACGUUCGGCAGUGACUGUUGAGGCGUAUUCACCCAUGGCAGCGGCGAUCUCAUGUGCCGUGGCAUCUACAAAACCCAGGUGUGGAAACGAAGAAAAGAUCAUUUGAUUGUGCCUAUUAUUUUUGAAGGCAAUCGUGGACACGUACGUGUGGAGAUUUGGCAAUCAAAUAUUGCAGAAUAAGUGCAAUGCUCAUCAUGUCACAUAAACAUUUGGAACUAUUCUGAUUCAGUGGCGAAAGUGGCUUACCUGUGAUCUUCUUCCGCUUUCCUGCUGAUGUUGACCGUGACUGCUUGCUGUAAAGAAUGUUCUCUACGAACAGGUGCGUAGCUUGCUUGCUCUGCUCAGAGUCAGACGCCGUCAAGUGGAUGCUAGCCAGGUUGAACUGACGCUCUGCCAUUACGUUGUUCACGGGUAACGCAAAUAUGUGCUUACAAAACCACGUCCACGUACACGGCUCUUUCUCGGCGUCGAUGGUGCUGGGUGAUGCCUUCUUCGCUAGAUCUCUGAUCUCCGCUGCCAUGCCAUCUGGCAUAGGCCAUUUCGCCAUCCAGUCCGUCAUGCCCGACACAUCGGCAGACACCAGCGCAAGCACCUCAAACUCUCGAAACCAAUGGCAUGAAGAGUCUUGGAGGAGAUGCUUUUGCCUGUCGAGCAAUCCGUUCUGGUGGCACACAGCAGCAAGAGUGAAUGGACACUUUAACGAUGUUGCUGCUGAAAGUAACUCUCUGUACAACGUGUUCCGGUCAAUGCCGUCUGGCAACCAUGGCAGUCCAUCAGUAUUACUGUCCACUGGCAGACCCCUCACCCUGAGCCAGGCUCUCCAGAAAAAAUGUCGAUAGCUGGAGUCGGCGCCCAUGGCAAACAGUAGCGGAAACUUGAACCACCGGGCUCCAUGCUUUUCCAAGCUGCCAAUGAUGGCCAAGGUCAAAGGCUUCAGGACGUGUUCCCGGUAGUGUUGACUUCGGUCAGGCAACAGAUCUGCCAGACUAGCGACAGUCAGUGGCAUGGCAAAGUCAGGGUCAAUGUUCAUGAGCUUUGCCAUGUGCAGAUCAUGGAGAACUUGAGCUGGCCACUUCCUCGCAAGGUAGCCGCUAGAGAAGCCGAGCUCAGUGUCUGGCAGCUGGCUUGCCCGCAACGCUGGAAUAAUCAGCCUGUCAAGCACUUCCAGCAAUGUAGUGCGUUCGGCUUUCAGGACUGGGCUCGCCGACAUCCGUAUGAUUUCCUCCCAUAUGCCAUAAUGAACGUCGCUCUUCGGCAGGAACUCCAGAAUGCGUUUUCCCAGCUUCAAGCACGCAUCCCCGUAUUUCGUGCACCAUUGCAAGUUCUCGUGGAUGUACGUCCAGCGUGUCUCCACGAAUUCUUGAGACAUUUUAUUUCCAGGCGUUGCUGCUCGAUCUUCAUUUCUUGCAUCUCGCACUUCUUCUCCAUAGCUGCGAGCCGUUUCUCUAAGGAAAUGGUCUCUUUGCUGCUGGCGACCGUUGUCUCUGUGGCUGCCGACGAUCUGGCGUCCUCUAUUGGGCCAUCUACGGGCAUGUAUUUUGUUGACUCGCCCACAGUUGCUACUACACUUCUGGCAACUGAGCUGGUAGGACUGGAGACUGAGCAAGCAGGACGCGAGACUGGGCUGACAGAACAUGAGACUGAGCUUGCAGGACUGGAGACUGAGCAAGCAGGACGCGAGACUGGGCUGGCAGGACAUGAGACUGAGCAAGCAGGACUGGAGACUUCUUGACUGUCCUGCACUGGUGGUAGAAACUCUUCAGGUGUUCUCUGCGGAGAGAUGUCAAAAAGGGGAUAUAAAAUCUUAUAAGAUUUGCUUGAAAAGUAUCAGAACUGUUGUUACUUUGAAACGGACUCUGGAAUUCACCAUAGGAUGUUAUUGAAUUAAUAUUUGAGAGUACACACAAUUCCUUUCCUGUUUUGUUUAAAUCGAUGUCAUCGUUAAUGCUGGAUGUAUUGUAUUUUUUCAUCUGCUUCUGAAUGAUCAUUCCCAGUGCCUGUCCAAUUAAAUUAUUUAGGUUAGUGUUCAAGUCACAGUAUUGUUUGGUCAGUUUUGCUGGAUAGUACGCCAAGGCUACAUGUAGAAACCAUUCUACAGAAACAAUGAUUGGUAUAGAGCUUGUUUCCAGGCAUACGU
Messenger RNA from Sycon ciliatum, 2659 nucleotides. RefSeq lists its product as uncharacterized. The transcript has 2 exons. The record is from RefSeq and is a predicted model, not a curated record. Lineage: Eukaryota; Metazoa; Porifera; Calcarea; Leucosolenida; Sycettidae. The coding region runs from base 1415 to 2254 and encodes 279 amino acids.